Molecule: messenger RNA, 2098 nt
Organism: Punica granatum (pomegranate)
Lineage: Eukaryota; Viridiplantae; Streptophyta; Magnoliopsida; Myrtales; Lythraceae
Source: RefSeq, a predicted model, not a curated record
UUUUUAGAGAGAGAAAGACACACAGACGCUCAAUACAAAUAGGAAACUGGAGAGGUCUCCCACACACACAGAGACAGAGCAGAGAGCGCACCAACGAAUCGUCGUCUCAAGGAUCAACGGAAUUUACCAAAUUACUAAGAACCCACAAUUUUAUAUGCGAUUGGUCCCUCUGGGUCUCCUUCCCCAUCCCCUCUCCUGUUCUCUCUCUCUCUCUCUCCCCGCUUUUGGUCGUAUUCUCGCUGUGCCCUAGAUCUUGAAGAGCAAUAGGACGAGGGGAGCUCAAAAGGGUCGUGUAGAUAGAUCUUCGGGUCAAGAUUUGUGGGGUUCGCCCAAAAGGGGAUCUUUCUCAACUCGGGUUGUUGCCACGACCCACCUCGAGCAAUCUGUCAGGUGGUGUUUCCUCUUUUGCUUUCAGAUUUCCAGAACCCAACUAGCAGCUCUUCUUGGUCAUUCAAUAUUCGGUGUAAAAAAUAUGAGGGAUGCUGUGAGGAGAUAAUUCAGCUGUGAUGCCGUAAUUUGAGGUCUUCUUCUGAAUGAAGACAGCUAAGGGUUGGAGAUUAGGCAUGGGCGAGGUUCAGCUCUUAGCUGGACACCGCCAUGCCCGGAGUCAGUUAAAGAAGCCUGUUUGGAUCAUAGUCUUAAUCUCUUUGGUCAUUUUAUUCCUGAUCUGCGCAUAUGUUUACCCUCCACAAAGCAGCUCCACCUGCUACAUAUUCUCCUCUAGAGGCUGUAAGGUUCUUUCUGAUUGGCUCCCACCAGCUCCUGCGAGAGAGUACACUGAUGAAGAGAUCGCAUCUCGUGUUGUUAUAAGGGAUAUCUUGAAUACUUCUCCAAUUGAAACAAGGAACUCGAAGAUUGCCUUCAUGUUCUUGAGCCUGGGUUCGCUCCCUUUUGAGAGGCUAUGGGAGAAAUUCUUCCAUGGUCAUGAGGGAAGAUUUACGGUCUAUGUGCAUGCCUCUAAAGAAAAGCCAGUACAUGUUAGCCGCUACUUUAUUAAUCGCGAUAUACGCAGUGAGCAGCAGGUAGUUUGGGGGAAAAUUUCCAUGAUCGACGCUGAGAAGAGGUUAUUGGCGAAUGCUCUGAAAGAUCCCGAUAAUCAACAUUUUGUCUUACUUUCUGAUAGCUGUGUGCCGUUGCAUAGUUUUGACUAUGUAUAUGACUAUUUAAUGCACACAAACAUCAGCUUUAUUGACUGCUUCUAUGAUCCUGGUCCCCAUGGAAAUGGCAGAUAUUCUGAGCACAUGCUACCUGAAGUCGAGAAGAAAGACUUUCGAAAGGGUGCCCAGUGGUUCACCAUGAAGCGGCAACAUGCGUUGAUUGUUAUGGCUGAUCAUUUAUACUAUACAAAAUUCCGGGAUUACUGCAAGCCAGGUCUCGAGGGCAAGAACUGCAUCGCUGAUGAACAUUACUUGCCGACUUUCUUCAGUAUGGUUGAUCCUGGUGGAAUAGCAACUUGGUCGGUAACACACGUUGAUUGGUCUGAAAGAAAGUGGCAUCCCAAGUCAUACAGGGCUCAGGACGUUACUUACGAGCUUUUAAAGAAUAUAACGUCAAUUGACGUAAGUAUACAUGUGACAAGUGAUGACAAGCAUGAAGAGCAAAUAAAGCCUUGCCUCUGGAACGGAGUGAAGCGGCCAUGCUACUUAUUCGCGAGGAAAUUCUAUCCUGAAGCACUGGACAACUUGCUGGAUCUGUUCUCGAACUACACCACAAUCUGAGCUCAACUAUUUUUGGCUCUUAUGGUAUUCUUUGGCCGAUUAUUUGACACCCUUAAAGCUGUACAUUUUCUGCGUCAUAGAGGCUCGGUAAUUUAUACGACCACAUAUGUUGAGUGCGAGGGCGAAGUUUUCAGAGCCAUAAGGAGGGUGUAUCUAAUGGAAGCUAAUGAUUUGUUAUUAGUGCUUCCGUUGGGGAUGGGAUGUGAAGUGUGUCAAUUAUGUUGGCCCAAUUUGGAUUGAAAUUAUUGAAGGGAGAGGAACAUUUUGGGGGGACUGGUUUUGUAAUUUGAAAUAGUGAAUUUUCAUAUAGGACUUAAUGAUAGCGUCAUUCUCUUUGUUUCGACAAAGAUCGAUGUUUCGGACAGAUGUCCGAUUUUGUA